Messenger RNA from Passer domesticus (house sparrow), 2174 nucleotides. It is a transcript of the gene MISO1, whose product is annotated as chromosome 11 C3orf33 homolog. Lineage: Eukaryota; Metazoa; Chordata; Aves; Passeriformes; Passeridae. The coding region runs from base 16 to 1269 and encodes 417 amino acids. The record is from RefSeq and is a predicted model, not a curated record. The transcript has 4 exons.
GGACUGGGGACAAGGAUGGAGGGACAGGACCCAGGGAAUGGCUCCACUGCCAGAGGGCAGGGAUGGGUGGGAGAUUGGGAACUGGGAAUUCCUGCCUGGGCUGGGAUUGCCAGAGCAGCUGGGGCUGCCCCUGGAUCCCUGGCAGUGUCCCGGCCGGGGCUACUCGGGGCCGGUGUCGCUCCACGGCACGGCGCCACCGGGCGCUGUUCGUUCCCCGGUUCCCGCGGCACGGGCCCUGUUCCUUUCCCUGCUCCCGCGGCACGGGCGCCGUUCGUUCCCGGUCCCCGCGGCACCGGGCCCUGUUCCUCUCCCGGUUCCCGCGGCCCCCGGGCGCUGUUCGUUCCCGGUCCCCGCGGCACCGGCCGCUGUUCCUUUCCCUGCUCCCGCGGCACCGGCGCCGUUCGUUCCCCGCUCCCGCGGGGGCGCUCGGGACGCGGCCAUGCCGGAGCAGGGCGGCGGCGGCUCCGAGCGCGCCGCGCUGGCCCUGGCCCGGCUCUCCGAGUGGGCGGACGCGCACCUGGGGCUGCUGCGGGUACCGGGGCUGGGCGGGCACGGGGCUGGGCGGGCACCGGGCCGGGGGGAGCCCCGCUGGGCCCGGCUGAGCCCCGUUCUCCUCCGCAGGGCCUGAUCGCCGGCGCGGCCGUGGCCGGGGUGCUGCUGCUGGCGCGGAGCCUCCGCCUGACAACAAAAUUCACAAAUCCUUUGGAUAUACCUGUGGAGUUUGUAAAAAAGAAUGUGAAAUUGAGAGGGAAAUUACAUCAAGUCACAGAGAAGGGCCUGGAAGUUGAGCACAUUCCCAUCAGCAUUCCUUUCAUCUCAGCCAUCCAGAGAAAAUGGCAGCCGGAGGGGCUCCUGCUGAUCCGCCUGGCCGGGGUGGAGCUGGCUGCAGGUGGCACGGCCUGGCUGCAGCGGGAGCUGCUCCCCAAACAGCCCCUGUGGUUCCAGCUCCUGGGCAGGGACAGCUCGGCCCUGGAGUGCCUCGUCCUGGUCCAUAAGGGUGGAUUUUUCAGCAUGUGCUUGAACGAAGAGCUCUUGAGCCAAGGGCUGGCCAGAGCAGCCCGGAUUGAGGGGCUGUCUCACCACUCCCGCCUCUACUUGAAGCUGCACAAAAGGCUCCUCCGGGCUGAGUUAAAGGCUGUGAAGAAAAAUAUAGGCAUAUGGAAAGAGCAGAGCUACUCUGAAAGAGUCCAGGAGCGCAUCAGCAGCAAUAAAUUCGUGCAGAGGCUGAAACAGUUUGUGGGCUGGGUUAGAAGCUCUACUGGGAGGUGAAAAGGCGGGGAAUGCAGCUCUCCAAGCUGGGAUUGAUGUAUGUUUGUGAUCACAAACAGUGCUGUGAUGUUGAGGGUCCCUGUCUCGAACACAAACCCCACAGUUCAUGGGUUACACAGAAUACAAACCCACAGUUCAUGGGUUACACAGAAUAUAAACCCACAGUUCAUGGUUAUUUAGAAUGCAUCCCAUUUCAAAACCCACACGGGACUGAAGUUUAGUAGCAGCGUGCAGGCCACCAGUGAAAAUGUUCUGAUGCCAAACUUCUCCACAGUGAUGUCCUGAAUUAGCUGUCCAGUUCCCACCUGCUGAACUCCAGGCUGUGCUGCCCAGUGCAGGUUUGAGGGGCAGGUUUGAGUUUCCCUUCACACCUCUGUAGUGUGCCAUUGCUGCCGAGCCCACACUGAGCACAAACCCAUGGCAGGCCUUUACAGAGCUCCUGGGAUGGGUUUAAACACAACAUUUUGGUUUGAACUCUGUUCUUAUGCUACUUUUUGGUAAUUUGUGGUUUAAAACUCAUUCAUCUUGAAUGAUGGGUUGCAUUGUUGGUGAUGUAAAAGGUGUUUUGUUAUGGUUGAUCUUAAAAAGCUGAUAAGGUUGUAAUAACUAAAGUUCCUCAGGGGAAAAACAUCACUUGGUGUAUCAAAGAAUAUAAUGUCAGGAAUCCAGAUAUUUCAAAGACAACUUUCAUUUGAAGAGAAAAAACCUGUGUUGGUUUUUUUUUUUCUGAUGGUUCUGUAUCUAAAAUUAGAUUCCUAUAAAGCUUUAACAUGAAGUUUGACAAGGAGGAUCAGAAUGUGCUAAGAACUUGAAUUCUUGCUUUAUUUUUGAUACACAUGUGAAGUACAUGAGUACAUUGCUAUUUAUGUUGUAAAUAUUUUCAGAAUAAAGAUUGAAUUUCUCAA